Molecule: messenger RNA, 1481 nt
Organism: Metopolophium dirhodum (rose-grain aphid)
Lineage: Eukaryota; Metazoa; Arthropoda; Insecta; Hemiptera; Aphididae
Exons: 2
Coding region: 119-841 (240 amino acids)
Source: RefSeq, a predicted model, not a curated record
AUUAUUUAAAAUGUUUUUUAAUCUAAUAUAAUUAUGCAGUAAAAACAUUAUUAUUUUUAAUUAUACUGAAUAUCAAUGUCAAAUACUGAAGCAUAGAAGAAAUUUAGCAACGCGAAAUAUGGAGAACAAUACGAACAACAAUGGAAACGCACGCAAGAGUAAAUCGGUGAGGUUCACCCAGGAACCUCAAGUAUUUGUUUUUCAGUCCAACAACGACGGGGAACCGAUAGCGACGAGCCCAUCUCCUCUUACGCGACCGGAACAGGGCUCCGUCCGUGAACGCGCCAGGCGGUACGAUCAGAAUGUGGCGUGGCGCUCGAUCCCUCUGCAACCGAGGCCCCCAGCACUGCCUCCGAGGAACCCUGUUCGGGCGCCCGUCAACCGGGCAGCUCCGAAACCGUUACCGCCAAAGCCGCUGCCACGAGCCAAAAAUGACUCGACUGUUACAAAUAUCCGCCAAAAGGUACGCAUUUUCAGGCGUUGCCCAGACACCCGUCCCAUAACCGAAGGGCGUGAAGUCAUGCCGCUGGUACCGCACUACCGCAUGAAGGUGCCGGAUACGCCGCCGCCGCCGCCACCGUCUUCAGUGCCGUUAGCGCCGUUGGCGCUAUCAGUAGCAGCCGCACAAUCCGCACGAUCCACUCCGUCCACGUCCUCCACACCAUCCGCGCCAUCCGUGGACGACGACGACGACAACGGUAUACGUGUAGCGGACCAAUCCGACGACGUUCAGACCGACGGGACCACCGCUGCCGACGGCCACGAUGACGACGACAGACCAGGAUGCAUACAGGGUUGCAUUCUGUUCAUCGUGGGUUGCUUCUCCUGCAUCAUUGGAUAAUUUAAGGUAUUUCGCGUAAAUGUAUAGUAAAUAUUUCGAUUGUUUUCGAUUUUCAUACGUUAGUCACAUUACCUAGUUAGUAAUUUUAAUGUUAAGUUAAGUACACGUAAUGUGUUGUCUCUGUCUUACACACGUACGACAUAGAUAGAUUACGACUAGCACAGUUUUGGUUUCAAGAGUAAAAAUACCUAUUUUAAAAUGAAAACAUGAAAAUAUUUCUAGAAUCACACUCAAUAUAUUUUUUAAUGUCCAUAUGUAUUUCAAUUUUUUAUUAGAUAUUUUUAUUCUAAAACCAAAAUUGAGUUCUACUCAGACUGCGUAAACGCGAUUUGUCCAUGUCGUACGUGUGUAAGGCGGAGACAACACGUGCGGGUGUAUCACAAAUCUCAGUAAUAUUAUGUAUACGUACAAUUAACAUACGUCGGACGGACUACAUUAGAGCCACUUAUUGGCUAUCGUCAAAAAUGUUUUCUUAUAAUAUUACUGUAAAUAUAUAAGCCGAAUAUUCGUCUGACGUGUACUUGUCAUUAUUGUAUAAAUAAUAAUCUUUUUUUUUACGCCGGACGGACUACAUUAGAGCCACUUAUUGGCUAUCGGCAAAUCUUCUCAUAAUAAUAUUGUUGUACAUAUAUAAGCCGAA